Messenger RNA from Porites lobata, 342 nucleotides. The record is from the annotation of a GenBank genome assembly. Lineage: Eukaryota; Metazoa; Cnidaria; Anthozoa; Scleractinia; Poritidae.
AUGCUCCUUUUUAUCUGCCAUAAAUCACCGACGAAAACCAAACGACAAAGUAUGUAUCUCGACAGACCCCUCGGAAAGAAUGAAAUUGGCAAGUUCCUCAAAGACGCGUUUGCUGCAGCCAAACUCGAUGACACAAACAAGAAGAAGGUUUCUAGUCACUCCGUUAGAAAGACCAGUGUUGGACGACUUCUCGAAGCAGACGUUCAGCCAAACUUCGUUGCACAGCUAAGCGGUCACAAAAAUUUGAAAAGCCUCGACAGCUACCAUUCAGCAUCUCUGAAGCGACAGCGAGAAAUGUCUGCUAUCCUGAAUCGUGAGCCAGCUUCAUCCGCUCAACCACAA